This is a messenger RNA of Lentinula edodes (shiitake mushroom), 588 nucleotides long. RefSeq lists its product as uncharacterized. Lineage: Eukaryota; Fungi; Basidiomycota; Agaricomycetes; Agaricales; Omphalotaceae. The coding region runs from base 1 to 588 and encodes 195 amino acids. The record is from RefSeq and is a predicted model, not a curated record. The transcript is spliced from 3 exons.
AUGUACCGCUAUGGUGUUUUGAACCCGACGAACAAGGAGACAGAGGGCGUGCGUUCCGGGUAUAUGGAAAGCGGUGCGACCGGAGAAUACGCGGGAGAUGAAGAUGUUGUGACUGGGGCAGUUAAGACAGAUGCACUUGGGGAGGUCGAAGUUGAGGAAUCAGUGUCUGAGGUUGAACUUGGAGCCGCAGAGGUCGGAACGUUUGAUGUACUUGUUGUUGUACUGGAUGUGGGGGGCAAAGUUGUAGAGCUUGUUGAGUCGGUAGAUGAGGGAGAAGAAGUUGAGGUGGAAGAAGAGGUAGGAGGAGAAGAUGUAUCAGGAGUGGACGUGGUAGAGGAAGUGUCAGACGUCGACGUAUCCGAGGCUGGAGAUGACGAUGAUUUAGAAAGUGAAACGGAAGAAUUUGAGCUCGGGUGGAUGGACUCACUCGACGUGGUGGAAGGCGAUGAGCUACCUGACACGAGCGAGGACGACGGGGACGACGUGAACGAAGACGAACCUGUGUCAGAAACAGUGGGACUGGCACUGGACGUGGAAUUGCCGGACGGUGAGAGUGAAGCCAUAAAAGUAAGAGCAAAUAGUUCGUAG